AUGGACAAGAUGAGCAAUGAUUUCAAUCUCCUUUCCGAAAUUGUUAAAAAAGCACUCGGUAGUGAAGGGGCUGAUGGGGGGAGAGCAGAAAUGGAUGCUACAUCGAAGAAAAUCAACACCUGUGGUGGUGCAGUUUCAUGCAGAGAUUAUACUGGAGUUUCUCUUGAAAGUAAUGGCAUGGCAAUGAUCAAGAAAGCAGUUCAAGCACAUAUCCAAUCAUUAGCAAACGGUAAUCUGUCUUUGAACUCUGUAUCAUCACAAAUCAUCACAUAUUCAUGUCAAUCUUUUUUCAAGUCUAGAUACCAAAAGCAAAGCUGGGAUGCAGAACGCCUCAAGUCACAAAUCAACACAAUAGGAAGGACAUCAAGAUUGAGAUAUCUGAAAAAGUUACGAGACCAAGUUGUAAUUGAAAACAAAAACAAAGCCUUAUGGAAACUUUUGGAUAUCAUUGAUGUAGCAUGCAGUGAUGUCAAGACCAAUGAUGAAGACUGCUCAGCCAAUACCCCAAACUCCAUUAAAGCACCUCUGUGUCACAUUCUGAAGCUCAAUUGGCGGAGCCCUAGAUUAGAUGUUCCCAAGACCCCCUGCUCAUCCCCAAGCCGGGGUGGGGGACGUCCAAGCAGACCUCACAUGCAAUCUGAAAGUGGGCGCAAAAGUCAGAUUCAACCUCCAGAAGGCUUGCCAAUAGAUUUUUUUGUGAAGACUGGUACAAAGACCUUUGUCCCAAACAAAAACUUUCACUGA
This is a messenger RNA of Melampsora larici-populina 98AG31, 744 nucleotides long. RefSeq lists its product as uncharacterized. Lineage: Eukaryota; Fungi; Basidiomycota; Pucciniomycetes; Pucciniales; Melampsoraceae. Bases 1 to 744 code for a protein of 247 amino acids. The transcript is spliced from 4 exons. The record is from RefSeq and is a predicted model, not a curated record.